This is a messenger RNA of Ficedula albicollis (Collared flycatcher), 3816 nucleotides long. RefSeq names its product RNA binding motif protein 12B (gene RBM12B). Lineage: Eukaryota; Metazoa; Chordata; Aves; Passeriformes; Muscicapidae. The record is from RefSeq and is a predicted model, not a curated record. Gene Ontology annotation, molecular function: RNA binding. Gene Ontology annotation, cellular component: ribonucleoprotein complex; nucleoplasm. Gene Ontology annotation, biological process: regulation of RNA splicing. The transcript has 2 exons. Bases 827 to 2926 code for a protein of 699 amino acids.
GGGCAGUGGAGGCGGCGCCAUCUUGGCGGAGCCGUGCCGGGGGCUGCGGGACCCGUCCGAGCGGCGUGUCCGUUAAGUUGAUUUUACAGAAUUUAUCAGGUCUCCAAAGCAGAAACAGGUAAGCUGCCAAAAGCUUGACACUUCUGAGUAUUGUGACAAGAUCAUACACAGCCUUUUUUCCUCACAGAGUUGUGGCUGGCAACUAGGAUAUGCUUGUGGCCACUACAGUUAAUACUCUGACUACCCUGAAGAGACAACAUUUUUGAAUGCUGAGAAAACAUACAUUAUUGAACAGAACUGAUCACUGGGUAGAUCGACUUGUCAAAGCAGUAAAGUCAUCACUGUUUGUGAAUUACUUCAUUUUCCAGUGACAGUUAUUCUUUUUCCUUUCUCCUUUUAUCAGUUAGUGUCCUGUUCAAAAGUAAACUGGAUUUUUUUUGUUUGUAGGAGUGGGCAGAGAUCUCUGGCAUAGAGUAAUUAUCCCAUGAAAGACUUGAGGUGUUUUUUAGGUAUUGUGGAUGGUGAGGAGUGACUUAGGUGGAUUUUGUUGCCCUUAGUGUAGGGAAUAUUGAUAGAUUUGUGCACGUGUGCCGGUGGAGUAGCUAAUUGUUCUGACUAAUGAACAUUCAGUGAAAUUGUGUUUUAAACGUGUUCUUGUGAACUUGUGGGUUCUUUGAUACCUUCUCUCUUGAUGAGACAAGGCAUUCAUUAAAAAGGCUCUAGCUUCUUAAGUGAUAAGAUACUGUAAAAUAGCUGAGUACUAAAGACGUGCUAUCAUGUGUACCUUUUUGUCUGCAGGUGAUUUUUGCUGUGGGUUGAGCUCAGCAUGGCUGUAGUCAUCCGUUUACAGGGGCUUCCUGUUGUUGCGGGUCCUCCAGAUAUUCGUCGUUUCUUCUUGGGAUUGAAUAUUCCUGAUGGAGGUGUGCAUAUUAUUGGAGGAGAGAUUGGGGAGGCUUUUAUUAUAUUUGCAACAGAUGAAGAUGCACGGCGUGCCAUGAGCUGUUCAGGAGGGUUUAUCAAGGACUCGCGCAUAGAGCUUUUUCUCAGCAGCAAGGCAGAGAUGCAGAGUACCAUAGAAAUGAGCCGGAAACGAUUUGACCGUGGGGGACGAGAAACUAUGUCGGGCUCUAGAAGAACAGGCACUAAUGGUUCUAGUACAUCAAGUGUUGGAGAUAUACCACAUUUAGUUACAGCUUCUCCUAAAGGAAUGAGAAAACCUAGUUACGGGCCACCAAAUCGCCUGGAGGCUGGUUUCCAUACCAACGGCACAAGAUACGGUGAUAUGGGUAUACCUAAGUCAAACUAUCAGAUAAGAAAGGAUUCUCACCCGUUUAACCCAGAUGAUCGUUACUUAUUUCUACGUGGUAUACCUUACUCUGCAACAGAAGUUGAAGUACGUGCUUUCCUUUCGGGGAUAUGUGUGGAUGAAGUGAUUCUGAUAAAGCACCGCAAUGGUUUAAACAAUGGUGAUUGCUUGGUAAAAUGUGCUACACCCGGUGAUGCCUUAGAAGGACUUAAACGUCAUAGACAGUACAUGGGUCAGAGGUUUAUAGAAAUUAGUCCAACCACAGAGGAACGGUGGAUUGAAUGCGGUGGGAGGAUAGACAUGCCAGAUGAAAUGGAUCACUUUUUGUGCGAAGACCAUUCUCCCAGAAGUUCAGGCUACAUGCAUUCAAGGAAGCAUUCUCGUUCAAGGUCACCAAGGAGACAAAGAACACAUUCUCGUUCAUCUCCCACCCAGGAGUAUUACAUACACUUAAGAAAUCUAUCUUUUAAUGUGGAGAAAAGAGAUUUGAGAGAUUUUUUUCCUGAUCUAGAUAUACACAGCAAACAGAUCAAGAUUCUAACAGAUAAGCAUCAGAAAAGGACUAGAGAUGCCUUUGUGGUGUUAAGGAGUGAGAGAGAAUAUCAGGCUGCUUUGGAAUGUCAUAGAAAGGUUCUUCUCAAUCGUCCUGUGUACAUUUUUCCAAUUUCAAGAAAGUCAAUGUUGAAAAUAAUUGACUCUUGUGAGAGGAAAAGAUCACUGGACAGAGAUCAUCUUGGACAGGCCAUAUCAGAAAAAAGUUACCGGGAAGGUCAUUCCAGCCCUAAGACUUGUGUUUAUGUAAGGAAUUUUCCAUUUGAUGUGUCAAAAAUUGAAGUGCAAAAGUUCUUUGCAAGAUUUGAUAUUGAUGAAGAUGAUAUUUACUUGCUCUAUGAUGAAAAAGGAGUUGGACUGGGAGAAGCACUAGUGAAGUUUAAAUCUGAAGAACAAGCCAUGAAAGCAGAAAAUUUAAAUCGUCAAACAUUUUUGGGAACAGAAGUAUUAAUAAGACUUAUAUCUCAAGAUCAGAUGCAGAAGUUUGGUGUACCUGCACCAUUAUCUGCACCAAAUGAAAUGCACGGUCAUUCACAUCCGUAUGACAGAGUUGACAUCUCCCGUCCAGUUGGUUCACCAGCUGGGCCACCACAAGGGCCACCCAUGCAUUCAUUUGGUCCCCCUGGGAACUUCAGGCAUCAUUCUGAAUUUAGACAUCCCCCUGAGGACUUCAUGUGCCCUCCUAAGGAUUUUAGGGGUCCACCACCCCUCAUGGAUUUUGGUGGUGACAGUGAACCUUUUGGCAGAAUGGAGUUUGGGAAUAAUAAAAUGGGAAAUUUUCCUGAAGGAAGAUUUAUGCCAGAUCCAAAUUUCAGUGGUGGUUCUGAACGUGUUGUUCCUAUUCUAAUGAAAAAUUUACCUUUUAGAGCUACUCCUAAUGAGAUUCUGGAUUUUUUCUAUGGCUACAGAGUAAUACCAGAGUCAGUUUCUAUGCAGUACAACGAAUAUGGAUUACCAUCUGGUGAUGCCAUUGUUGCUAUGACAAGCUAUGAGGAAGCUAUGGCUGCUAUUAAUGAACUGAAUGAUAGGCCCAUUGGUCAACGGAAAGUUAAGUUGAGUUUGCUGUAGAGGAAAAGAUGCUCUAAUAACACAUUCUAGGUUUGACAGUAUUCACAGUUAUUUUAACUUUUAAUUACUGGAAGAUGGAAAACAUUUUCCAUCAACGGUUGUAAAUAAUACCCAGUUCAGUUGUUUAGCUCUUGGUUGAAAUACCUGUAGGACAUUGAAUGUCAUACAUCAAGGUAUAAAAGGAUGGAGUUGUAAUGCUUUUGGUUGUUUUUUUUUUUUUUCAUAAAGAUUAAUUUCAGCCGUAUGUCUUUGCAUCAAAUAAAAACAUAAGUGCUGGUUGACUGACCACACAAACGGUUCAAAUAGAAAAUUUUCAGUGCUACCUGAAUUAAUAAAUGACACUUCUUACUGAGGUUAGCUUAAUAAAAUUUUAAAAAUUACUGAUUUUUUUGUUUCUUUUUGUGUAAACUUUUCAGGUUUUAUUCGGUUUUUUGUGUUUGCAGGCAUUCCUGUUUAAAAGCUUCCUGUUCUCAUUAGCUGGCUUUGCAACUUUUUUAAAAUAAAAAGGAAAUUGCCAUUUAAAUGUGUGUCUUAUAUUUAAAACUUGGAUAGUUAAUGAUCUCAACUAUUAUGCUCAGCAGAUCUGGGUCUUGUUGAGAAUGAUGCUGGCUGCUUUUUCUGGAAAGAGUGAACUGGUAGUUUAUCAACAAAGCAAAGGAUAGGUAGUUUACAGUGAUUGCAGAGGCUGUACUCAUUAGUUAGGCUUUUUUCUCACUCACUGUAGUACCCUGAGGCAGAAAAUGAAUGUUGGAAUUAGAUCAAGAAUUCUAACUUCAGUGGUUUUGUUUUAUCUUCACAUGCUGCGUAAUAUGAAUACUAACUGGCUAAGGAUGUCUGGAUGCAUUCCAGAUCAAUCUCUGAUUAGUUUUAACUAGCAUCUGUCACUGACA